This is a messenger RNA of Capsicum annuum, 1028 nucleotides long. RefSeq names its product mitochondrial fission 1 protein A. The record is from RefSeq and is a predicted model, not a curated record. Gene Ontology annotation, molecular function: protein binding. Gene Ontology annotation, biological process: peroxisome fission; mitochondrial fission; autophagy of mitochondrion. The coding region runs from base 275 to 787 and encodes 170 amino acids. The transcript is spliced from 5 exons. Gene Ontology annotation, cellular component: peroxisomal membrane; mitochondrial outer membrane. NCBI's taxonomy places the organism in Eukaryota, Viridiplantae, Streptophyta, Magnoliopsida, Solanales, Solanaceae.
GAAAUGUUGAAAUUUUACUCUCAAAUACGAAUUAUCAAAUUUUUUGAUUCGAUUACUAAUUUAAUUUUUGACAUUUUAUGCCCACCCCUAAUUACACCUAGCCAAAACACUUUAAACGGCUGCCAAACGACGCCUAAGGUUGUGUUCAAAAAUUGAUGACAACACUUGCCUCAAAGCCUAUAUUUCUUGCUUAGAACACUCGUUCUUAAACCCCCAUUCAGCACCUUUUGGUUGCGUACAAUACCCGCAGCACAACGUACAACUUGAGAAGGCAAUGGAUUCUAAGAUCGGAAAUUUCUUCGAGUCAGUCGGACACUUUUUCAGCGGUGGAGAUCAGAUUCCUUGGUGCGAUUCUGAUAUCGUCACUGGUUGCGAACGUGAAGUUGCUGAGGCAGGAAAAGGUUCCUCUGAUGAACUGAAAAGUGAAUGCAUCAUGCGUCUGUCAUGGGCUCUUGUUCACUCAAAGCGGCCAGAAGAUGUACAACGUGGAAUAGCCAUGCUUGAAGCUUCUCUGGGUGGCAGUAACAGUCCCAUGCAAAUGAGGGAAAAGAUUUAUCUUCUGGCAGUUGGCUACUACAGAAGUGGGGACUAUGCAAGAAGCAGGCAGCUUGUUGAGCGUUGUUUGGAGAUUGAACCGCAGUGGAGACAGGCCUUGACUCUCAGGAAAACUAUUGAAGAUAAAAUAACAAAAGAUGGGGUAAUUGGCAUUGGCAUUGCUGCUACUGCCGUUACUGCUGUUGGACUCCUGGCUGGUGGAAUUGUAGCUGCUUUGUCCCGCAAGAAAUGAUCCAUCGGUGACCACUAACAUGCAUAAAGGAACUUCCCUGCUCUGAUCAGUGUAUACAUCUGAGGCUAUCAACUCCAAUUUGCCAGCACUUAGUUUUUGAUACUUCUCUUUGUUUGUAGAAACACUGACAUACUGCAACUGAAGCAAGGAUGUAGUUGGCUUUGCUUGAUGGUCUAGCUUAUAUGUGAUAAAAAAAACCGUGACUGGUCAGCAGAAAGGACCAAUAUUUCUUUUUUUUUGA